AUGCGGCAGAGACCUCGACCCAGCCUAGCACGGCUGAAGGUUGAUGUGACGCACGUGCUGCAGAUGGUGGACAACACCAGGCUCACCCUCCGCAACCGUUACCUGAGUGACGCGGACGACUUCGGAGAGGGGAGCAACGAGCUGAGCGCCUUUUUGGCGAAGCAUGCGUCGUCGGAGAAGAGGGUGGUGAAGGUGACGGGCACCGACUCGACUGGGGCGCCAACCACUCAUGAGUACACCCUCCACGAGGAGAAGAUUAAAGGUCAGAAAUCUGGCGAGGGCUUGGACGACUGCAUCACACUGGCGAAGGGGUACGUGAAGGAGCUGCUGAAGCGUUUGGAGAGCCGGAUGAAGGAUUUGGGCUCUCUCGAGGGCGCCAAGCUGUUCACGCAGGGGGCCGCGGUCUAA
Molecule: messenger RNA, 408 nt
Organism: Closterium sp. NIES-65
Lineage: Eukaryota; Viridiplantae; Streptophyta; Zygnematophyceae; Desmidiales; Closteriaceae
Source: the annotation of a GenBank genome assembly